AUGGACUGUCCGCCGUUACCCGGCUUCUUGUUCGCCUCAUGUUCGCAGCCACUGCAGUAUGUUGUGGACCUCGGCCGAGCGCCAGACAUGCUGAAGCUCCAACUUGUGCUGGAGGAACUGACUGGCGCUAGGACCGUGCCGCGCAUAUACAUCGGAGGCGUCUGCAUAGGGGGUCUGUCGGAUAUGACCAGAGAGCACGAGAGCGGAGCCUUGAGGGAGCGCCUGCAAAGAGCCGCGGCCCUGUAG
Molecule: messenger RNA, 246 nt
Organism: Rangifer tarandus platyrhynchus (Svalbard reindeer)
Lineage: Eukaryota; Metazoa; Chordata; Mammalia; Artiodactyla; Cervidae
Source: the annotation of a GenBank genome assembly